AUGCCCAGGCCUGCAGACGGGAAAGAGAGGGCGGAGGGCGGAGGGAUCCCAUCGGUGUCUGCCAUGCCAUGCCACCUUCUCCUGUCUGUGUGUGUCUGCCCGGGCUCCAGUUCAGAGGACCGGACAGGCGCGAGCCUAAACCGUUUCAAGCAACGGCUCGAUGUUGUGGAUGCGGCCGCGUAUGCCUCGCAGGCCCGCGGGCGGGAACAGGCUCGGGCGCCAAGCCCCUCUCAGGCGACACAGGCGCUAAACGGCGCCGUAGGGCAGCCUGGCGUCAUUCCUCACAUGCCGGCGGUGAUCACUGUGACCUGGGUGAGGUAG
Colletotrichum spaethianum is the source of this 321-nucleotide messenger RNA. RefSeq lists its product as uncharacterized. The record is from RefSeq and is a predicted model, not a curated record. Lineage: Eukaryota; Fungi; Ascomycota; Sordariomycetes; Glomerellales; Glomerellaceae. The transcript has a single exon. Bases 1 to 321 code for a protein of 106 amino acids.